UAGUCUAGUAGAACGGUAGAAGAAGUAGAUUCGGUAAACCCAUAGGCUCCGUUCAAUAUAUCUUCUACUUCUUCAAUCACUUUCUCAUUACCAGAAUUCAAAUUCUCUCAACAACCCCCUCCUCUUCUCUUUGACUUUGACUUUCUGCUACUCCUUCGAAUGUUCUCCACCAACACCAACGCAACCUCUCUCUUCUUCCCUUCUUCAAACCCUACAUCCAUCUUCCGAGCUCGCGCCUCCGCUGGAGACCUCUCCUUUCCUCGCUUCUUUCACUCCCUCGCUUCCGCCGCCGCCGUCGCCGGCGGUCUAGGGGCAGCUGGAGGAGGAGGAGUCUCAGACGAAGUCACUGGCGGAACAGCAGCGAGGCGCGGUGGCGGGAACGAAGGGAAGAUGAGAGUGAAGGCGAAGGAAAAGAAGUGGUCUCGGAAUAGAGAGAGUUAUUUGUGGGACAACACUGAUCCUCUCCCUCUUCCCAUGACUUACCCUGAUUCCUCCCCUGUUUCCCCCGAUGAAAUCGAUAAGCGUCUUCAAUGCGAUCCCAAUCUUGAGGAUUGUAAAGAGGUGGUUUAUGACAAAUGCAUUCCUUGCAUGGGAAUUGGAUAUGUGCAGAAGAUAACAGCUCGCAAGGACAUCGACGUGAUGGAGGAUUAGGAAAGCAAGCAAUUCCACUGUAGUAGAAAAAUGUCAACAAGCUUUCUUGAUUUCCAAUACAGCCUCUCAAAGAGGAAGUACCUGAGGAAGCCGUCACGGAUGUUCUCGAGGGACAAACAAAACUCGGGUUUGAAGGCUGUUUUCCAGCCUAAUGUAGAUGAGAUGAAGCAGGUGUUUGACAAAUUUGAUUCCAACAGAGAUGGGAAAAUUUCUCAGCAGGAGUACAAGGCCACCCUGAGAUCUCUGGGCAUGGAGAACACGGUUCAAGAGGUGCCAAAUAUUUUCCGGGUGGUCGAUCUGGAUGGAGAUGGAUACAUCAACUUCAAGGAGUUCAUGGAGGCUCAGAAGAUGGGUGGUGGGGUUAGGACGAUUGAUAUACAGAGUGCAUUCCGGACAUUUGACAAGAAUGGUGAUGGGAAGAUAAGUGCAGAAGAAAUUCAAGAGAUGCUGAGGAGGCUGGGAGAAAGGUGCAGCCUUCAAGACUGCCAGAAGAUGGUGACAGCGGUGGACACCGAUGGAGAUGGCAUGGUCAACAUGGACGAGUUCAUGACCAUGAUGACUCAGUCUAGGAGAGUUGCUUAGAUGCUUAUGGUUAUCAUGUCUUGAGGUUGAUGUUAGGAGCAACUCAAUAAAAACCAUAUGCCUUUGUUGUGCAUGUUUAUGUACAAAAAAUAAAGCUGGACCUUAGUGUUUGUAGUAUGGUACAAUUACACACGUAUAGAUUGUUGAAGGUAAAUGAAGACAUUAAAAGUCCGAAAAGAUCCAACGAAAGUUGGCACAGAUAGAUGA
Arachis duranensis is the source of this 1440-nucleotide messenger RNA. RefSeq lists its product as uncharacterized. The record is from RefSeq and is a predicted model, not a curated record. NCBI's taxonomy places the organism in Eukaryota, Viridiplantae, Streptophyta, Magnoliopsida, Fabales, Fabaceae. Gene Ontology annotation, molecular function: calcium ion binding. The transcript is spliced from 4 exons.